AUGGCCACCCAGCUCUUGCUUCACCGCACGCUAAGCUCCAUGCACCUCUCCUCCACCGAUCAGCGUCGCGAUGCGUGCAGGCAUGACGAGCCCUGCGCUGUGGUCGCCGCGAGUCCCGCAUCCGCACCGAGCAGCACGGCGACGAUAGUUGAGCGCGGCGUGGUCUGCGAAGUGCCGCUGGACGCGCAGCGCGUCGCCGCGAGCUCACCGUGGUCGUACGGCGCGAUGGACGGCGACGACUGCUGGCGGCCUCCGCCGGGCGCGCGGCUGUCCGACGCGACGAGCGCCGACUUCCUCAAGCGCUGCGCCUUCUGCCGGCGGAGCCUGGAGCGCGCGGACGCCUUCAUGUACCGGGGCGACAAGGCGUUCUGCUGCCUGGAGUGUCGGCAGCACCACAUGAUUGUGCACACCCGCAAGGCAUGGCUGCACCUCACCGGCCGGCGCUUCUCCAUGGUGCCUCUAACUGGGUAG
Molecule: messenger RNA, 471 nt
Organism: Closterium sp. Naga37s-1
Lineage: Eukaryota; Viridiplantae; Streptophyta; Zygnematophyceae; Desmidiales; Closteriaceae
Source: the annotation of a GenBank genome assembly